Messenger RNA from Drosophila teissieri, 1026 nucleotides. It is a transcript of the gene Ip259, whose product is annotated as ribosome biogenesis protein NSA2 homolog. Gene Ontology annotation, biological process: maturation of 5.8S rRNA; maturation of LSU-rRNA. Gene Ontology annotation, cellular component: preribosome, large subunit precursor; nucleolus. The coding region runs from base 188 to 967 and encodes 259 amino acids. Lineage: Eukaryota; Metazoa; Arthropoda; Insecta; Diptera; Drosophilidae. The record is from RefSeq and is a predicted model, not a curated record. The transcript is spliced from 2 exons.
GUCUUAAACACUUGUAAACUUUUACUAGUGAAAUACAUGACACUUUUUGAUUGAACAAUAAAAAUGAUUGCAGUGCACAUGUAAAAUUGACAAGCAACUAAAAUUGCUAAAAGAUACCUGUGAAAAAAAAAAUUGUGAAAUUUAAAUUUAUACAUUAAGAACUGGUCUCCAGAAUUAACAAGUAACCAUGCCGCAGAAUGAGUAUAUGGAACGCCAUCGCAAGCUGUAUGGCCGGCGAUUGGAUUACGAGGAGCGGAAACGCAAGAAGGAAGCGCGUCUUCCGAAAGACCGAGCACGCAAGGCUCGCAAGUUGCGCGGCAUCAAGGCCAAACUCUUCAAUAAGGAGCGACGCAAUGAAAAGAUUCAGAUUAAGAAGAAGAUCCAGGCGCACGAAGAGAAGAAAGUCAAGAAGCAGGAGGAGAAGGUCGAGGAUGGAGCCCUGCCUCAUUAUCUGCUCGACAGAGGUAUCCAGUCCAGCGCCAAGGUCCUGUCCAAUAUGAUCAAGCAGAAGCGCAAGGAGAAGGCAGGCAAGUGGGACGUGCCCAUUCCCAAAGUACGCGCCCAGUCGGAUGCAGAGGUCUUCAAAGUGCUAAAGACCGGCAAGACAAAGCGGAAGGCGUGGAAGCGCAUGGUCACAAAAGUCACCUUCGUCGGCGAGAACUUCACCCGCAAGCCACCAAAGUUCGAGCGUUUCAUCCGACCCAUGGGUUUGCGCAUGAAGAAGGCUCACGUUACGCAUCCAGAACUGAAAGCCACCUUCAACCUGCCCAUCAUUGGCGUCAAGAAGAACCCCAGCUCGCCCAUGUUUACUUCCUUGGGUGUAAUCACGAAGGGUACUGUGAUCGAAGUCAACAUCUCUGAGCUAGGUUUGGUAACGCAAACAGGAAAAGUCGUCUGGGGCAAAUACGCUCAGGUCACGAACAAUCCAGAAAACGAUGGCGUUAUCAAUGCAGUGCUGCUUGUCUAACCCCAAAAUGUCGCUACCUAAUUUAAGAGUUUGAUUUAAUAAACAAACAUAUACAAUAA